UCCACAAUCCACUUCCCCCCAACUCAACAGAUAUCAUCAGAAAAACCGACAUCCCCAAAGCAUCAACAUUAAUUUCUCCGAGCAAGCUUGGCAAUGGAAGCCAGAAAAAUGGGGGCGAGUGGUGUUGUUCUGGUAGUGGUGGCCAUGACAGUGCUAUGGGCGGGAGCGGGGGCUCAGUCGUCGGAUUGCAGCAAUGUACUGAUCAGCCUGUCGCCGUGCCUCAACUACAUCACCGGAAACUCGUCGACGCCGUCUUCAAGGUGCUGCUCGCAGCUGGGCAGCGUGGUCCGCUCGCAGCCGCAGUGCCUCUGCCAGGUCCUCAACGGCGGCGCCUCGGCGCUUGGGAUCAACGUCAAUCAAACUCUGGCGCUGGCACUACCUGGCGCUUGCCGUCUUCAAACUCCCCCCAUCAGCCGUUGCAACGCCAAUUCUCCGGCGGACAGUCCGGCGGAAACACCAGAAUCUCCAAGCGAGGAGCCCGCCGGAGGAGGCUCAAAAACUGUGCCAACAACAGAAGAUGGGACAUCAAAUGGAAGCUCAAUCUUCUUCUCCAAAUCUCUGCUCUUCAUCGCUCUCCUUUUAGUUACAGCAUCUAUGAAUUUAUGAUCAAUUUUUUUUUCCUUCUUUUCAACCGUUAGUUCGUGUGAGUUUUCAUGAGUAGAUGGUUUUUGGUUUACUUUUUUGUUUGUAAUAUUUAUUUGGAUACAUGUUUGUUGGUUUUGGAUUGAGAGUGAAUGAGCUGCUAGAGUUUUUGGUGCCAUUGUUACCAAUAUUAAUAGACUAAAAAUAGAGGUCAUUGUUUGAAUUA
Molecule: messenger RNA, 808 nt
Organism: Momordica charantia (bitter melon)
Lineage: Eukaryota; Viridiplantae; Streptophyta; Magnoliopsida; Cucurbitales; Cucurbitaceae
Product: non-specific lipid transfer protein GPI-anchored 26
Biological process (GO): lipid transport
Molecular function (GO): lipid binding
Source: RefSeq, a predicted model, not a curated record